Tripterygium wilfordii is the source of this 1578-nucleotide messenger RNA. Its product is annotated as subtilisin-like protease SBT5.3. Gene Ontology annotation, biological process: proteolysis. Gene Ontology annotation, molecular function: serine-type endopeptidase activity. The transcript has 12 exons. Bases 1 to 1578 code for a protein of 525 amino acids. The record is from RefSeq and is a predicted model, not a curated record. Lineage: Eukaryota; Viridiplantae; Streptophyta; Magnoliopsida; Celastrales; Celastraceae.
AUGCUUCAAUUUAAUGUUAACUCUAUCUAUCAAUUUCCUCUUCAUCUCUUCUCUUCCUCUUUUGUUAUUCUUUCAUGUUUUUGUCUGAAACAUCCAGACGUUAUCUCCGUUUUCCAGAGCAACGAAAGAAAAUUGCGAACGACCCGGUCAUGGGGUUUCCUUGGACUAGAGACAAAAAGUGGAGAAGUUCCAAGGAGCUCAGUUUGGAACAAGUCAAGGUUUGGCGAAGAUGUCAUCAUCGCAAAUCUUGAUAGUGGUGUUUGGCCACAGCGAGCGAGCUUCCGUGAUGAAGGAUAUGGACCAGUGCCGCUGAGAUGGAAAGGUCGCUGUGAGGAGGACAAGACAGAUAAUCCAAUCCAAUGCAAUAAGUACUCUCAUAUUCAUUUGCUGCAAAUAUAUCCAAACCUACAAUUGGAAAAAGUGCGAGCUCCUAUAAUGGCUGAUUUCUCAUCUAGGGGACCCAACAUGGUUCAGCCAGCCAUUCUCAAGCCGGAUAUCACUGCACCAGGAGUCGACAUACUUGCUGCUUAUUCUGCAUAUCCAAGAGCUAUAUCUGGUGGAGAAGUUUUCAGGAUAAGAAAUGGAACUUCAGUAUCAUGCUCUCAUGUCACUGGCAUAGUGGGCCUUAUUAGAGCACUCUAUCCAGAUUGGAGUCCAGCUGCUAUCAAAUCUGCUAUCAUGACAUCUGCAACAAAAAAAGACAACACCAAUGCGUUUAUACAGAAUGAAUCACAGAGAAAUGCAACUCCGUUUGACUACGGGGCAGGACAUGUUCAUCCAAGCCGUGCUGCUGAUCCAGGUCUUGUUUAUGACUUGACUGCUAAUGACUACCUAAACUUUCUAUGUGCACAUGGCUACAAUCAAAGCAUUAUCAGGAGAUUUUCUGAUAGGCCUUUCACGUGUCCCACGAAGCCAAUUAGUGUUGCAAACUUGAAUUAUCCAUCACUAACAAUUCCAGAUUUGCAAGGUCGAAUUACCGUAUCAAGAACGGUGAAGAAUGUUGGUACUCCAGGAAAAUAUAGUGUGAUUAUUAAAGAGCCAACAGGAGUGUCAGUUUAUGUUAAUCCAAGGACACUUCAUUUCAAGGAAACAGGAGAAGAAAAGACAUUCAAUGUUACUCUGGAGGUCAAGGCUGAUAAUAAUUCUUCAGACUAUGCGUUCGGAUACUUCACGUGGCUUGAUGGCAAACAUUACGUGAGAAGUAUUAUUGUAGUGAAGCUGAAGCUACACUGUCCACCCAUUCCACACGAGCAUUUCUACAAACACCUGGUUGGCUCUCCGCUAAAGGCUGAAACUACACAGCAACGCCGAACCAAAAACCAGAAUCCACGACAGUGGACAGGCACGCCAAAACAGAAAGAAAUUGAGAAUUUACAUUUGUUAAGUACUGUUUGUUCUGGUAGGAAGGAUAAGCUUGAUCUUGCUCUUCAAACCAAUCCGAUUGUGGAGGAAUAUGUGAAGGACCUGCCUUAUCUCUCCAAACAAUUGUUUGUUAUUAAAAACAACAAGUCACGCACGCUUCUGGAGUCUGGAAUUUCCUUGGAUGACAGGCUGUAUACGAAUGACAACUGGUUUUGA